AUGGAUUCUUCACUAACGGAGACAAAUAUGACUUUUUCGAAACCUCAAACAAACAGAAGUCACAUGGAUACAAGUUUGGAGGGUUUUUUCUACGAGGAUUUACACAAUCUCCGCAUGCCGUGGAUACACGAGGCUCAUUUUUUACCCACCGUCAUUGUUUAUGGCGUAACUUUUCUCAUUGGCAUUAUUGGCAACAGCCUUGUUAUCUUUGCAAUGGUCGGGGACAAACUCUCUCGGAGUGUCACAUCUUCGUUCCUCGUCAGUCUUGCCUUGGCAGACAUUGUCUUCCUGGUCGUCUGUGUUCCCUACGAAACCGCCAAAUAUUUCAUCGGUCACUGGGCCAUCGGUACGGUCCUCUGUAAACUAGUGGGUUUUAUCGAGAUGAUGACAGCCGUUACAUCUAUUCUUAACUUGACAGCUGUUAGUAUAGAAAGGUACGUCGUAAUCGUUCACCCGAUGAAAUCUAGGAGAAUCUGUACUGCGAAAAUCACUAAGAUCAUUCUGUCAUGCGUUUGGAUCAUUUCCAUGAUGGCGUCGGCUCCGAUGAUACACGUCAUGCAUACAGAGACAGCCACAUAUUACAACAACGACAGCACCGUGGUCAUGAUUUACUGUGGAGAUGUGGGCAUACCGGAAGUCAAGCGGUUGUGGGUGGCGGUCUAUCGUUUUCUGCUGAUGGUCGUUCUUCCGGCAUUGGUCAUUAUUUUCUGUUACGUUCGCGUCAUUCACGUUCUCUGGAUUAGUACAAAGGACUUACACCGGAUGACAAGCCAACAAAGAAAUCGAUACGACGACAGCAGUAAGGAAAGCUGUAAAUCUCAACACCGGAAACCUUUCUUAUCACCCAAGUGCUCUGAUUCGUCCCCAAUCAACAAAUCUGCCAGGGCUUUCCAUAAUAAUGAGAGGACAAAGCACUUCAAAUCCAGACUGAAAGACCAAAGUAGGACAAUUCAGGACGCCAGAAAACAGGUCAUCAAAAUGUUGAUAGCCGUCAUUGUUGUAUUCGUUCUGUCAUGGGGACCCAAGCUUGCUUUCCAAAUAAUGCAGCGGUUACACUUGGAGAUCAUGCAUUAUCAACUGGCUUUUACCUGUAAGAUAAUACUGGAUUGUCUCCCUUACAUCCAAUCUUGCAUCAAUCCGUUAAUAUACGGUUUCAUGUCGAAGAAUUUCAGACAGAGCAUGAGGCUAGCAUGCCGGCGACAUUGCUACGUGUACGGCAAGAAUUACGGUCCGGUUCGGCGGAUCUUCGGAAUGGACAUAGACACGGAUUCCCGGGCACAAAACGGGACUACACAUUCAUUUAUCUCCCAUAGAACGGCCGCUAGAAUGACGAGCCUUCGGCGCCAGGAAACUGUGCUUUAUUAG
This is a messenger RNA of Liolophura sinensis, 1365 nucleotides long. RefSeq names its product galanin receptor type 1-like. Gene Ontology annotation, molecular function: G protein-coupled receptor activity. The record is from RefSeq and is a predicted model, not a curated record. Gene Ontology annotation, cellular component: plasma membrane. The transcript is spliced from 6 exons. Gene Ontology annotation, biological process: G protein-coupled receptor signaling pathway. Bases 1 to 1365 code for a protein of 454 amino acids. Lineage: Eukaryota; Metazoa; Mollusca; Polyplacophora; Chitonida; Chitonidae.